GACGGCGGAGCUUGGAUCCGAGAGGGUCAGGGGGAGGAGAGGCAAGGGAGUGGAGCGAGAAGACGACAGGAGGAGAUCCAACACGGGGUGACCAAUUUUACUGGAGCGUCCGCGGACAGCCAGGACUCAGAUGGUCCGGCACCCUGGUCGUUACGAGCCACGGCCGCACGGAAUCGGAUUGUCUGCUGCGGUCCUGUCAGGGAGCAGAAACCGGAGAUGAUCACGAAACAGCAGCGGAUGUGCAGCUAGGCUCGAAGGCUCAUUAACUCUGGUCUGAUCAGUGGCUCUUGCACAAAUAUCUGGAGCAGCUGCACGUUUAGACCCAACCAGUCAUUGCAGCCCUGCAGUCGGCCUCUUCAGGAUCCUCCUUACUUCUUCUAAAUUUCCUCCUCGGGGAUAAAUGAGUAAACCGGCUACACGGAACAGGGCUGGGACAUGUACCAGAACCCCAACAGAAUGUCCUGGUUCAGUGGUUUCCUAGUCGCCAGAGUGGACGACCGCAAGACUGCGUGGGGGGAACGCAAUGGCAAAAAGUCCAAACGGAAGGGAGGCUCAUCUCUCUGCAACCCGCGUUACAUGAGCUGUCUGCGGGACCCAGAUGCAAUGGAGCCACCUUCCGGAGCCCCCCUCCAUCAGCACCACCGAGGAGGGGUGGCGGGGGCGAUGGGAGGCGGGGGGAACUUUGGCGUUCGUUGCGGAUGGCAAGAGGACCACUACGGGAAAAGGGGGGCGGGCCCUGGCGAGGGGGUAGGUCUGAAAUCUGUUGAUCUGGGCUUCGAGGACGGGGACUUGAAGGGAAGAAAAGGGGGAUGUAAUGGAGGAAGUGGGGACAUGGGGGAUGAGGGUGCCAAUGGCGCAGCAGGAGUGGUGACCCCUGCGGACUGCUGGCUCAGGGUGGUGCGGGUGUUCCAGUCCAAGAAGUUCCAGUCGCGCAAACUGGAGCGCCUCUACCAGCGGUACUUCUUUAGGCUGAACCAGAGUUCCCUGACCAUGCUCAUGGGGGUGUUGGUGAUUGUGUGUGGCAUCAUGCUGACCUUCCACUGUGUCCACGCUGCCCCUCAUGUGGCCUAUUCGUCCGCACUCUCCGUGGCGAUGGCGCUCUUCAUGGCGCUUAUGGUGGUGUGCAACCGGAACGGCUUCCACCAGGACUACAUGUGGAUGGUCAGUUACCUGGUGAUCGGCGUCCUGGUGUCGGUACAGGUGUUUGGGGUGCUCAUGGUCGCACCUCGGAGCGCUUCAGAGGGCAUCUGGUGGUCGGUGUUUUUCAUCUACAUCAUCUACACUCUGCUGCCGGUGAGGAUGAGAGCAGCGGUUCUGAGUGGAGCAGUGUUGUCCAUCAUCCAUGUGGUCACCACUUGGCAGAUCAACCAGGAAGACAAGUUCCUCUGGAAACAGGUGAGUGCUAAUGUCCUCAUCUUCCUGUGCACUAAUAUCAUUGGAAUCUGUACCCACUACCCUGCUGAGGUUUCCCAGAGACAAGCCUUCCAAGAGACCCGAGGUUAUAUCCAGGCCAGGUUACAUUUACAGAGGGAGAAUCAGCAACAGGAGCGUUUAUUGCUGUCAGUAUUGCCAAGGCACGUUGCCAUGGAGAUGAAGGCUGACAUCAGUGCCAAGAAGGAAGACAUGAUGUUUCAUAAGAUCUAUAUCCAGAAACACGACAAUGUCAGUAUUUUGUUUGCAGACAUCGAGGGCUUCACCAGCCUGGCCUCACAAUGCACAGCUCAGGAACUGGUCAUGACACUUAACGAACUCUUUGCCCGUUUCGACAAGCUGGCCUCGGAAAACCACUGUCUACGUAUCAAGAUUUUGGGCGAUUGUUACUAUUGUGUGUCUGGACUGCCUGAACCCCGCGCUGACCAUGCCCACUGCUGUGUUGAGAUGGGUGUUGACAUGAUAGAGGCCAUCUCACUGGUCCGUGAGGUGACUGGGGUCAACGUUAACAUGCGCGUCGGCAUCCACAGUGGGCGUGUGCACUGCGGAGUGCUGGGUCUCAGGAAGUGGCAGUUUGACGUGUGGUCAAAUGAUGUCACGCUGGCCAAUCACAUGGAAGCAGGAGGCAAAGCAGGGCGGAUCCACAUCACAAAGGCUACUUUGCAGUAUCUUAAUGGAGACUAUGAGGUGGAGCCAGGAUUCGGAGGCGAGAGGAAUGCAUAUCUGAAGGAGAACAGUAUUGAGACCUUCCUGGUCCUCGGCUGCAGCCAGAAACGGAAGGAGGAGAAGGCGAUGAUGGCUAAGAUGCACCGGACACGAGCCAACUCUAAUGAGGGGCUGAUGCCAUGCUGGGUGCCCGACAGAACUUUCUCCAGGACAAAGGACUCUAAAGUCUUCAGGCAAAUGGGAAUUGAUGAGACCUCCAGUAAAGAUAGCCGUGGUGUUCAGGAGGCCAUGAAUCCUGAGGAUGAGGUGGACGAAUUUCUGGGACGAGCAAUUGACGCCCGCAGCAUUGAUCAGCUGAGAAAAGACCAUGUUAAAAAGUUCCUACUCACCUUUCAGACGUCCAGUCUGGAGAAAAAGUAUUCUAAGAAGGUGGACGACCGUUUUGGAGGCUACGUUGCCUGUACUCUGCUGGUGUUCUGCUUCAUAUCCUUCAUACAGAUUGUUAUUUUUCCACACACUCCAGUUAUGCUGGGAAUCUACAUUAGUAUAUUUAUCAUACUUGCCAACAUACUGUUCAUCUGUGCCAUAUACUCUUGCAUCAAGCUCUUUCCGGCUGCGAUGCAGACAGUUUCGAAGAAGAUUGUCCAGUCUCGCACCAACAGUACCCUGGUUGGAGUAUUUACCAUUAUCCUUGUCUUCAUCUCUGCCUUUGUUAAUAUGUUUGCCUGUGACACUACAAGUUUGGCAGCAUGUGUUGCAGAGAAGCUGAACACCUCUGCAGCCCUGGUGACGCCCUGUCUGAUCCGCAGCUUGAAUGUGUCUGUUGAGGGGGGGCUAGAGAUUUGUCCCAGCCAGGUCCCCUCGUGCCCCUUUCCUGAGUAUUUCAGCUAUAGUGUGCUACUGACGCUGCUGGCCUGCUCAGUGUUCCUGCAGAUCAGCAGCAUAGGGAAGCUGGCCCUCAUGCUGCUCAUCCAGCUCACCUUCCUGCUGCUGGUGGAGUGGCCACAAGUAGCACUAUUUGACAACGCUGACCUCUUUGUCACCUCCAAUGCCAUUGAUUUAAAUAAAACUAGUGCUCAAUGGUCCAGUUUCAAUGAAACUACAAACCAGUGCCCAUUUGUUGUGACCAAAGUAUCCCUGAGGGUCAUGACUCCAGUGAUCCUUACAGUGUUUGUCCUGGCACUCUACCUGCACUCGCAGCAGGUUGAAUCUACAGCACGCCUUGACUUCCUGUGGAAACUACAGGCCACAGAGGAGAAAGAAGAGAUGGAGGAGCUGCAAGCCUAUAAUCGUCGCCUACUCCAUAAUAUUCUGCCUAAAGACGUAGCUGCUCACUUCUUGGCACGUGAGCGGCGUAAUGACGAGCUGUACUACCAGUCCUGUGAGUGUGUGGCUGUCAUGUUCGCCUCCAUCAGCAAUUUCUCUGAGUUCUAUGUAGAGCUUGAGGCAAACAAUGAGGGGGUAGAGUGUCUCCGACUUCUCAACGAGAUCAUUGCUGACUUUGAUGAGAUCAUCAGUGAAGAAAAGUACAGGCAGCUAGAGAAGAUCAAGACCAUUGGUUCCACUUACAUGGCGGCCUCAGGUCUUAAUGACUCCACCUAUGAUAAAGAGGGCCGUACCCAUAUUACUGCACUGGCCGACUACGCCAUGAGACUGAGGGAGCAGAUGAAAUACAUCAAUGAGCAUUCCUUUAACAACUUCCAGAUGAAGAUAGGUCUUAACAUUGGACCAGUAGUAGCAGGGGUUAUCGGGGCACGGAAGCCUCAAUAUGACAUUUGGGGAAACACAGUCAACGUGGCCAGUCGUAUGGACAGCACAGGGAUUCCUGACCGCAUACAGGUGACCACAGACCUCUACCAGGUGCUUUCAAGCAAAGGCUAUGUGCUUGAGUGUCGUGGGGUUGUUAAGGUCAAGGGUAAAGGGGAAAUGACUACCUACUUCCUGAACGAUGGACCACCCAACAGUUAGCAGCCAUGGCAACAACAGCUGCCGGGUGAGCCCUGAUGUGUGGCUGCUGAGCAAGGACUCCCAAUGUGAGCAAAAGGCUGGAAACUAGACACGUCAUCACUUGGAUCACAAGCAAAGAGGAAAGAAGUUUUAAGACUUCUUAAAGUGUUCUUGAUAAGAGGCAAACAUUCUUGUUUGACUGCCAUUUUGGCCCAUAUACGCUAAAGGACAAGUGUUUUUCUCAUGUCUAGCCUCUCUCUCAGGCUUCUUGAAAGAUGCAAAGUCUGUUUAUUUAAACAACGCCUUUUAGCCUGUGUCAAAAGAAGAUUACGCUGUACAUAAGGCUACUUUUUGUUUUAUUUUGUGAAGCUUUUUAUUGGUCAUUUUUAUUUCACCUGAAUCAUGAACAGGUACUCAUAUUUAGUUAUGGAUUAAUAAAUUAUUUCAGUCUUGAUGUUUUGAGCAAGAGGUCCUUUAUGAAAAAGUGUGAAUACAUACGUGCACAAAUAUCCAGUUUAUUACACGUUUAUGAGUGUGUAUGUACAUGCAUAUUUGUGUCUGUAUGAAUAUAUGUAUAAACUGAGAAGGAAUAUAUUGACCAAAGACUAAGGUAUUUACUAAAAAUAUGGCAAGACAUGCUUGAUAUGUUCUCGCUAAAGUGAGCAAUGAUCACCACCUCUGUUUUUUAGGCAGGAGGCCUGAGAUUUUGUCUUUUUUUCCUGACCGCUAGCAGCUAAAGCUGCUAGGUUAUUUUCAUAAAAUAUGUACAAUUUAUUUAUUUUGUUUGUCUUUCAGGAAACAAAGAGAUAACAUUAACUCUUAAUUAUAAUAUUGCCCUCGGCCUCUAGUAAAAAACUGCUAAAGACAACAAACAAUGUUGACAACAGUCAAUUCUGAAGUCUGUAUUUUUACAGUACGGAAUCUCCACUCUGAGGAGUAGCAGUAGCCCCAGCGAGGAUUUUGAUUCUCUCCACCCUCAUUUCAUGUCAGAUUGGUUCCUAAGAGCUUGAGCUGCCAGUGUACAGCUGGUGUCAGGGGUAACAGUAUGUUGUUUUCAAAUGCUCCUUCCCUUUCAGAUAUUAUUUUUCUGUGCAAGUGGAAAUAAAGGAAUUUUGAUGAAAGAGUAGUUCCAGGGCAGUAUCAGAAUUCCCUGCAUUGGUGCCACACGGCCUGAUUCUUCUAUGAAGAAGAAAUACAUGAAGAUGAAAAAAGAUCUAUAAUGAUUUUGACUGAAUACUGUGCUUUCUAAUCCUGAAGGGGCAUAACUGUUUUCACUGUGAGGUUUUUAAGAUUCAACAAAAAUUCUUUCUUGCCAAACAUAAUCGCUUUGAAGCAUGUCUGAUUGUGAUUGUUUUUCAUUUUUGUUUGGUUUAAUGUAGAGUAUUUUGUAUCACUUCUGUAUCCAUAAUUUGUAUAUUCCUAAUGUUAUUAUUAUGAUGAUGAUUCUGAUUAAUUAUUAUGCUUAUUAUAAUGAUUCCAUUCCAACAAUGAGGAUCAAAGACCAGCACGCUUUCCUGUAAGAUGCCAGCUGUAAAGCUCAAGCUCACUGGUACAAACUGAUCAAAUGCAGCCAAUAAAUUCUGCAGUUCAGUCCUAAUGUACAAUAUAGGUAUUCAUAUGGUGACAGGUUUUAUCAUGUAACUAAUAACCAUUUGCUGCUUUUGCAUCGAAACCCCAGUGGUGUAUGGUAGCAAAGCAGUAAAUAAUAUUCAGACAGUUCAUUGUAUUUACUUAUUUACACCACUGCUGCAGUAUUUUCUCUCAGCCAAUCUUCAGUGUGACCCCCACACGUUACAUGCCGAAAUUAACAAAUUACAGUACAUCCUUGGUUUAACGUUGUCAAGGGGAUAGGCAAAAAAUGUGUGUAAAUCUAUUUGUUUCUACAUGUAUUAUUUCUCCCUGUGUGUCUCAGCAAAAAGUAAAACAUACUAAUAGCUGAGUUGAAUUGCCAUUAUCCUAAUAUUAGAAUAACACCAAACAGGAACUGUGCCUGCUUGCCCUGUCUGGAGAAAGGAAAAAGGCUUGCUGAGAAUAAUUAUCAGUAAACAUUGUCACAACAAUGAUCUACAUUUCAAUUUAGAAGGUGAGGGAAUUGGCGGACUUGACUUACCGUGACUCUCCUGACACAUUCAGCAUUGUCAAGCAACAGUUGAUCAUGUUUGUACCAAAGGGAGCUCACGCUGCCUUGUGCUAUUGGUCUGUCCUGUGCAAUGAUAUAUGGCCUUGUGCAUGGUGGUAGCACCAGAUCAGCAAUCAAAAGGGAGAUCACCAACUAUAUAACAUGAACUGUGACCAAUGACGAAUGAUUACUAUAAGCAAAGAAUUUAUAGAAUGGACAUGAGUUUAUAAAAAUGUGCAUUGUAUGUAUUCUAUUUCUAUUGGCUGUCUAUAGACUUGUGUUGAUCGUUAGCUCUUGGGAUGUUUUGGGGGAACAGGAGAGGGGAGGAACAUUGUCCCCAUACUACUGAAACAGUGUUUUGCUCAGGCCUGAUGAAUCCUUUCGUAUUUGUUUUUGUUUUAUUUGUAUUUUCCCUUAGUUGGAUGAGUUGAACAGAGAGUGAUUUGCAAAGAUGAAGGACAUGAAGAGUUGAGGACUAUGACAAAGAGAAAAAUAACAUUUCCCCUUGAAGAAAAAAAUUAAAAAAAUCAAUGGCU
Molecule: messenger RNA, 6699 nt
Organism: Betta splendens (Siamese fighting fish)
Lineage: Eukaryota; Metazoa; Chordata; Actinopteri; Anabantiformes; Osphronemidae
Gene: adcy6a
Product: adenylate cyclase 6a
Exons: 24
Coding region: 436-4065 (1209 amino acids)
Biological process (GO): intracellular signal transduction; cAMP biosynthetic process; adenylate cyclase-inhibiting G protein-coupled receptor signaling pathway
Cellular component (GO): plasma membrane
Molecular function (GO): adenylate cyclase activity
Source: RefSeq, a predicted model, not a curated record